Messenger RNA from Olea europaea var. sylvestris, 1931 nucleotides. Its product is annotated as protein RFT1 homolog. Lineage: Eukaryota; Viridiplantae; Streptophyta; Magnoliopsida; Lamiales; Oleaceae. The coding region runs from base 94 to 1692 and encodes 532 amino acids. The transcript has 15 exons. Gene Ontology annotation, cellular component: endoplasmic reticulum membrane. The record is from RefSeq and is a predicted model, not a curated record. Gene Ontology annotation, biological process: dolichol-linked oligosaccharide biosynthetic process; glycolipid translocation.
CUUCCCAACUCAUUUCCCCUUCGUAUAUGAUAGUAAACAUUCAGGGCCCAUCCGUAUCAAAGAAGUGAAGAUACGUAAAAGAAAUCCCAGAAAAUGAAGAAAAUUGUUUCAGAUGAAUCGAGCUCGAAGAAUUCACAUGGAGACGGGGCUGCAAAUAUAUCGCACACUUUUAAAUACUUAUUUGCUACGCAGUUCUUGUCAAGAGGAAUCCCUUUCAUAUUUAAUUCGUGGAUUAUCAGGCACCUCACCGAAGAAGAAUAUGCGUUGUAUGCUGUACAAUUCCAUCUGUUUGUCACCUGUAUCUUGUUCCUCAGUCGAGAAGGAUUUCGGCGAGCAUGCAUGAGAGCAGUUAUAAAAUGUAAUGAUGCUUCAACAACGAGAGAAAAUGCAGCAAAACUUUUGAAAGUUGCCUGGCUGACAUUUCCUAUGGGAAUAAUUAUUACACUUGCAGCAUGUGUAUAUGUAUUCUGGUUGAAAGGUCUAAGUUAUUCUAGUCCAUAUGCCCAGAGUAUCUUGAUUCACGGUUUUGCAUGUGUACUUGAACUACUAGCGGAACCCCUUUAUAUCUUGUCUCAAAACAUGCUGCUUCUCAGACUGCGGCUGGUUGUUGAAAGUGCAGCUACUCUUUCGCGUUGUAUAACGACGUAUAUCCUCAUACUAAAGCAAUCUAGCAUGGAGAAAGAAAUUGUAUUUGCCUUGUCUCAAGUUGCAUAUGGAGCUUCAAUAUUCUUAGGUUAUUGGGGAUAUUUUCUUCUUUUUCGUGUAUCUGACACUUUUGACCUUUUUCCUUUCAGUGUAGGGAACUUGAUGGAUUAUGAUAGGCCACUAACAAAUAUGUGUAAGUUGUUCACUCUUCAAUCUGUUCGAAAGUUGAUUCUUCAGGAAGGAGAAAAGAUGGUCCUUGUAUGGUUGGAUACACCAUAUAACCAAGCAGUAUAUGGAGUUGUAGAGAAACUAGGGAGCUUAGUGGUUAGGCUGGUGUUUCUUCCAUUUGAAGAAAGUUCAUAUGCUACCUUUGCAAGGUCUGCAUCAGGAGACAAUAGAGAGAAAAGCAGGAAGCUCGGAAGGUGUCUUACAGAUGCUCUGAAACUUGUUUUGCUGAUAGGCAUGGUGGUUAUGGCAUUUGGUCCAAGUUAUUCUUACUCUCUCAUCAGAAUAUUGUAUGGUAGGAAAUGGAGUGAUGGAGAAGCUUCAACAGCCCUACAAUAUUAUUGCCUUUAUGUAAUAGUCUUGGCCAUGAAUGGUACAUCUGAAGCAUUUUUGCAUGCAGUUGCAACAGAGAACCAACUCAAGCAAUCAAACAAUUCAUUGGUUGUGUUCUCAUUGGUUUAUCUAGUGUUGAAUGUAUUACUAAUAAGAUCAGCUGGAGCAGUGGGGUUGAUCACUGCAAAUUCUUUGAACAUGAUUUUCAGGAUUGUUUAUUCAGCGAGAUUCAUCAGCAAUUAUUUCAAGGAGUCUUCCUCGUUUUCUUUUCGUGAAUGCUUGCCCUCUGGGUGGGAAUAUCUACUAUUUUCAGGUGUAGCCACUUUCAUAUUUGAGAAAAUAUAUUUGGACCGAGAUGACUUCUGGGCCACAUUUUUCGUUCACUUCUCCUUUGGAUUCGCAUGUUUCAGCGUAACAGCAUUUGCAAUCUACCGUAAGGAGAGACUGUUUAUCAGAAAAAUUAUCCGUUUUCGCGAGCAUGCUGACUGAAACUCUUGAAGUUUGAAGGUGAGACGGUUUGCAGGGAACCUAUUUUGAUCGGAAUGCACGAAGGACUUUUCUAAUAAGUACAUUAUUUUAAAUUUUGAUUACCAAAAAGUUAUUUAUGUUAAAGUAUACUUAUUUUGCUUAUAAGUAACUUUUUUAAAGCCUAGCCAAAUAUGCAAAAGGUUUGGAUGAGAAUAUUUUCAUUUUUGAAAGUUCGGUGAAAUUUUAAUUGACUCGCUCAA